ACGAAAGAAGACACAGCAGUGUCUGGAUGAGUACAGUUGAUCCAGUGACAGUUAUAAAUAAGUUACCAAAAUGAAUUUUAUAAUUAAAAAAAUAAUGUGGCAAAAUGGGACCCGGAUAAACCAGUACAUAUUCGCCGUUAUCAUUACCAUCCCGCUGCUCAGCUUUGGAAUGGUCCAAGGCUGGUUGUCACCGAUGAUCUCAGUCCUCCAGUCCUCGGAAGGGCCAGCCCCGGAGCCUUUCACCAGCACUGACAUAUCCUGGAUGACAUCCGUUACAUAUAUCACCGCAAUCAUAUUCGGUGCACCUAUGGGCUACCUCACAGAUAGAUAUGGCAGAAAGAUCAUGACUAUUAUUACGACUUUGUCUUUAAUGAUAUAUUGGCAAAUCAAACUAUUUUCCCUGCAGCCAUGGGCCCUGAUUCUAGCCCGCGCCAUCGCUGGUAUCCCUUGCUCAGCAUGCUACAUCGUUCUGCCAAUUUACUUAAAAGAAAUCAGUGAUAUCGAUUUAAGGGGAGCACUUGGAUCCCUGCUGAUUUUGAACAGAAACAUUGGGUAUCUGGCCAGCUAUGUGUUUGCGGAUUUGCUGGAGGUGACGCCAAUGCUGUGGAUGGGACUGUUGGUGCCGACUGUUGUCUUCUUUAUCUUCUUGAUAAUGCCGGAGACGCCGGAAUUCCUAAUCAAACAAGGAAAGAUUGAUGAGGCGAAAACCGUUCUGGCGUGGCUUCGCGGUAUGAGCGUAAUGGAGCCAUCCUUGGAGCUGGAGAUCGACAGCCUGGUGAAGGUGGAGAAGCAGACCAAGGCUGACGCUAAGAACGUCUGGAGAAUUAUAUUGAAAGACAGGGCUACCUUCAAAGCGUUCAUAAUAACACUGGUGAUAAAAAUCACACAGCAGUUCGACGGCUACCUGAUCGUGCUGAUAUACGCCGGCUUCGUGUUCGAGCGGGCAGGCGAGUCCAUCACUCUCCAUCUCAGUCCUAACAAGCAAGUCAUGAUGAUUGGACUUGUUCAGUUGUUGGGUUCUACUGUUGCUACUUGUAUAGUUGAGAAGACUGGAAGAAAGCUCCUCCUUGUGAGCACAUCGUUCGCGCUAGGGGUGGGUAUGCUGCUGCUGUCGACGUGGUUCUACCUCACCGACAUCGGCGUGUGGCUGCCGGGCUGGCUGCCGGUGCUCGCCAUGUGCCUCUGCAUCUUCGCCGAUGCGGCCGGCUUCCAGCCUAUCUCUUACAUCAUCAUCACUGAUUUAUUCACGUUCCAGCUUCGUGGUACAGUAUCAUCAUUCGCGAACAUCUGCGCAAAACUCAGCAACUUCGUGCAGAUGAAAUGGUUCACCACAAUAUGCGAGCUGAUCAGCAUACAUUGGACCUUCUUGUUUUUCGCAAGCGUGUGCUUCUUCGCUUGCUUCUACACUUUAGUAGCGUUCCCGGAAACGAGGCAAAAGUCCGUAGAAGAAAUAUACGAGAAACUGUCGAGUAGGAAUAAAAAUAAGAAAGAUGAGAGGAUAAAGGCUGUACCCUAGAACUAAUGCUACAAAAUGGUAUAAAUGUUGUUACGUACCUACCUAUUAUAAUUUUUAAUGAAUGAUUGCAUGAAUUUUUGGGAGAUUCUGCUUUAAGGUUGUGAUAUGAAGUAGGUAUUAGGCUAAUUGUCCACUGACAGUAAAACUUACAGAAGUUGGCUUUGGAAAGUCACUUGCACUCGCAGACAGUUAAUUGCAAGUUUUAUUGCUAAUGGGCACUUAGCUUUAGGCACCUGUUCCACCUCCGACGAGGAAGCGACUAGCUAUCUAUUCUAUUCUUGUCCAAGAAACGUACAAUCGAUGUGUGAUCACACUGUCGACGAGAACUCUAGAGCUAUCAAAGAAAAAACUCGCUCAGCGACGCUCUCUUGACGAUCAAAAGAUUUGCGCAGUUUACACAGCGCAUAUCGCCGGCCACACUCGCGCACUCGCUCAUAGCCCAGCGACAAAACUAUCCCAACUACCCACUCGCUUCUUGUUGCUCGCCAACUUGUUUCUAGUUUUAGUUCACCUGUUGUUUGUUAAUCAGUUUGUUUGUUGUUGUGGUCGGGAGAACAGUUAAUCUUUAAUCGCCGGCGGCGCGGCGGUGGGACAAAUGCCUUACGUAGAUUUUGAAUGUAGUUUAAAAUCAAUGUAAUUAUAUUUGCCAGUUGUAUUUCUGAAUUGAUAUUUUUGUGUGACUUAUAUGUAUGUUUUGGAAUCUUAGAGGUUUGUGUUAAUAAAUACAAAUCAAGACUGCUUUAGAAUAAUUCCUCAUUCAGGAGAAUCUCGUCACUUAAGAGUAUUUAAGCAAUAAAGUAAAUUUAAAAGUUAUUUAGAAAACUAAAUAUUAAGCACUUUAUAGAAAGGUCAGUGUGAUAAAGGUAUUCGUCAUGAAUUUAUCAAAACCAAAAUAUUACUAUUUGCAGUGAUUCGAAAGUGUCGUAACCCAGUUUUAAUAUUUUACGACAUUUUAAAUCACAAACGAUACUUACGCUGUAGAAACUACUAAUAAUUAAUAUUAUCCAAAAGCAUUUUAUGAAUUUAACCGAUUAUUUUUAUAAAAACAAUACUUGUUUAAAUUUUUACAAGUUGCAAUGAAAUUGUUGGGUACUUAUCAUUUUAUUUAUUACUGCACACAUUCUACAGGCGCAAUGGAAUGGAAAACGUAUGAAAAAAUGUUUUUAUAAGUACUUACCUAAUUCUUGAAAAUAUAAGUAGGUACUUUCUUACACCCGCCAAUUUUGCCAGUAAAGUUACAAGUAGGUAUGUACCUACCUACCUUUAUAGUAUCUACUAUUGAUAGGUACGAGGUACCUACCUACUUGCCACUUUUUCAUAGAGUGCAAAGUCGUUUUUAUUGUUUUAUCUUUUGACUAGGUUCCAAUUUUAACAUUUAUUUUAUAGGAAAAACUAUAAUUACUUACAAUACGUGUACAUAAUUAAUUCAACUAUGUACUCCAAAACUCUAUUGCUAACUCUAUAACUAAAAGCCUUCAGUGCCUAUAAAUUUAAAAUAGUUGCAUUAUACACUGUUUCAUUUGCUCAAAAAUAUUCAUGCCUAAUGAAUUGGCCACUUUAUCAUACAGGUAAUAUUUCAUUCUUAAAAAGAUUAAUAUUUUAAUAAGAUGUAAACCGAAUACAAACAAUACAAUGAAAAUAACUUAGUUUUUAAGCAUAGUCUUGUCUUUACAUUUAAGUAUUGGUGUAGAUAAAUAUAAUAUAGGUACUUAAGUUAUUAAGUUGUAAUUAGGUAGUAAUUAGGUAUGUAAAGUAUAAGUAUUAAUUAAAAUAAAAAAUAAACAUAAUAUAAAGGAACCUAAAUUGUAAAUAUCUUAUGAAUGAAAAUGUUGGUUUUCAAUAUAUUUCGUUGAAUGAAACUUA
Messenger RNA from Maniola jurtina (meadow brown), 3379 nucleotides. Its product is annotated as facilitated trehalose transporter Tret1-like. Gene Ontology annotation, biological process: transmembrane transport. Gene Ontology annotation, molecular function: transmembrane transporter activity. Gene Ontology annotation, cellular component: membrane. Bases 71 to 1516 code for a protein of 481 amino acids. NCBI's taxonomy places the organism in Eukaryota, Metazoa, Arthropoda, Insecta, Lepidoptera, Nymphalidae. The record is from RefSeq and is a predicted model, not a curated record. The transcript is spliced from 8 exons.